ACUAUAAUGGACAGCGCCCUCUCUUGACUAUUUUAGUAAAACAUUUUUGGGCAUCGAUCAUCAUCCAUGUCAUCAGCGUGGGAAAGGCUGUAAAUUAUGCUUAAAACCAAAUUGAACGAUUGAUUACCAGGCAACAUGGAGGAUAAAUUAAUCAAUUGCGAGGAAGAGGACAUUGUCCCCAAUGGGUCAGAGAAUGAGGCGAAUCCUAGUCGUCAUGGUAACCAGAAUCAACCUGGUACGAGUUACUCAUCAGGGGAUGGGCAGGAUUCAUCGACGGCUGAUGUCCAAGAACCUCAUAUCAGGGAUUCGCCUCUGCCCGAAGACCAUGAACCACCGACACUGUCAAAUAGAACGAAACAGCACAAGCAUAAAGCCUGCCCUCUCAGGUCCCAGUUCAAACUCUGCAAGAAGAGAGUGUUGUCCAGCUCCACAGAGAAUUUGCUUGGCGAGAACGGGCCCAGAAAGAGCUUCAAGUUCUGCCAGGGCUUGAUGAAACGGUGGUUUCACAUUUCUGAUAAGAGUGGCCCGGAAGAAUCUAGCGCCGCUAGCUACGAGGAAGACCAGAAUGUCUUCACUGAUGUCAUCAGUCAGGUUACCGGUCAGGAAAUCAGGCCUCUGGAUACCGGGGAAUGUUCUACCUCUGGCUCGCAAGAGGAAAACUCUUCAGGCAGAACAGGGAUAAGCGGUGGGCUUUCGGGUUCAUGCGCAGAGAUGCUAUCUGAAGUAACUUACAUGCUUAAUGAGAGAUCCUUUGAAGAAGAACAUCAGUUGCUGUGCACGUUGGAUGAAGCUGUUCCGUUAACUAAUAGACAAGAUGGCUCUGUUUGUGAUCUUGGACAUGGCGAAGCACGUACAGACGACAACUUGGAAGACAUCGACGAAUACUUCUCUACGUCAAAGCUCCACUUGAACCGACUUCCUCCGCAACUCCUAGCCCACGUCUUCUCCUUCUUGACUGUCCCUGAGCUGCUGCGCACUGCUGCCUUUGUCUGCAAACACUGGCAUCGCGUGUCGCAUUUCUGGACUCUGUGGCACCAGAUGCGGUUCCGCGACCACCCCAACGUGACCGACGGGGACCUGGUCGAGUUGUGCUCGCGCCAUUGCAGCGUGGGCCUUCUGGAUUUGUCGGACUGCCUGCGAAUCACAGACGAAGGGUUAGAGAAAGCGCUGGUACAUUGCAAGAUGCUGCGGGAUUUGUUCCUUAUCAGGUGUUCCCAGCUAACAGACCGAGCGUUUCUGUCGAUAGCCAACCACUGUGCUAAUUUGACUCACAUUGAUGUAACAGGUUGCUCCGGACUCACUGACCAUGCACUCCAGUCGAUUGCCAAGGGCUGUCCGCUUUUACAGAAAGUCCGAUUGAAGCAGUGUCCACUCAUCUCUGAUACAUCCCUGCAGGUCAUAGCUCGGAGCUGUCCAAGGCUUAAAGUACUAAUGUUCAUGGACAGUGACAAGAUAACGGAUUCUACUCUCGAGGCUCUAGCCUCACAUUCCCACUAUCUGGAGAUCCUAUGUUUACAGAAUUGUGGCAUCGGACCCCGUGGUUUGGCACACGUAGCAAAGUUGCACCUGCUCAAGAAGCUAGACCUGAGCAACCUGUCCACACUCACCUCGGACUCCGUGCAGGAAGUAGCUAGGCACUGCAGCCUGCUGGACACGCUCAAUCUUAGCCUGUCCAGAGACGUCAGGGAUGACUGCGUGCUGUAUGUGGCCCGCCUCUGCAAGAAACUCACCACACUCUUCCUCAUCUCAUGUACAAUCACGGACCAAGCGUUGUACGGCAUUGGCGACAACAGCGCCCUCCUGGAGCACCUAGAUGUCAGCUGGUGCAGCAAUGUCACCGACCACGGUGCAUCCUACGUCUCGGACCGCUGUCCCAGCCUGAAGUACCUGGGCUUGAUCCGCUGCGUUAAGGUCAGUGACACGGCAGUGGAAAGAAUGGUUGAAGAACAUCCCGGUAUACACUACAGUACCUUCCUGUUGGACAGCCAGCGGCUGAUUGACAAGGCUAGAGAGCAGGGCUUUGUGGCAUCAGAAUAAGGAAAGUGGACUGGUGGAGGAGACUACACUGACCUUUAGACUGGAAACCAGACGUUGAAUUAGUACAUGGUGGAGGAACUACCUGGUAAACACUACAGUACCUUCCUGUUGGACAGCCAACAGCUGAUUGACAAGGCUAGAGAGUAGGGCUUUGUGGCAUCAGAAUAAAGAAAGUGGACUGGUGGAGGAGACUACACUGACCUUUAGACUGGAAACCAGUCAUCAUGAAUGAGUACAUGGUGAAGCACUAGCCUGGUAUCCACUGCUGUACCUGCCUGUUGGUCAGCCAGCACCUGCCUGUUGAUCAGCCAGCAGCUGAUAGACAAGGCUAGAGAGCAGGGCUUUGUGGCAUUGGUAUGAUGAAAGUGGACUGGUGGAGGAGACUACACAAAACACUGUUUUAUAGACUGGAAACCUGACCUCAUCAAUGAGUACAGGCAUUUAAGUGUUACAGCGUUAUCAGACCAUGUACAUAACCUAUCCAGAUACAUUCUGAAUACCAUUUUCAUCCUUUGAAUAGAGUUGCAACCCAAGCCUCCAGACCCGCAAGAGUUACACAUCUCUCUGUAUUGUUACUUUACGUAACCUGAAACCUAAAAAUUCCACCCCUAUGAAUUGUCAGAAUGACACAUCUUUAAACUUAACUUUAAGUGACGUGAAGUCAAAGUGAAUAGUGACUGAUUCUACUUUUGUCAAUCCUAAAAUAAAAUUCCUCAAAAACACCCCAGUGGGUUUUAAUGAAAGGAUCCUGGAGGUUAACAGUAAUAGUCUGCAUUGAUAGUUCUUUGACCCCGUCAUCAACCAUUUGCCGCGUGGAGAUCAGUCGGCCUGAAAAAGCAUCUGGGAUAGGACGUGAAACCGUCGCAAGUUUAAAUAGUAAGUCCAGUUGACUAGAUUGUAUUAUUUCAGUGUAUAAUUCAACUAUCUGGAUGAUUGAGAACAUUCAUCAAUUUAGUCUACAUGUAUUUAAAAACAAGUUGCAAGGGUUGAAAUUUAACAACUUUGCUGCUUUAUUUUUUAUAUACAAAAACACACGUAACUUCCAUGAGAAACUCAAGGGAAAAAAAACAACAUCAUGUGACAAUUAGUGGAACUUUAUUACACAAUCUUCCAAAGCCACUUGUUUGAAUCUUCUGGCACAAUUUACCAUCAGGGAAAUUAAUUGUAGAAACAUCUCGUAUUACCAAAUAGAGCAUGUUCUCAGUGUACUGUAUGCAAACGUUGAAAUGUACAAUUGUAAGUUAACAGAAAAAAGCCCCCAAAAUGAAAUUUAUUUUAGUAGCAAGAAACAAGCAUGCUUAUAUUUUUUAUAUUGUAAUAUACCCCUAUGUACUUGUAGAUUUGUCGUAUUUCAUAUUUACUAAGAAUAUUUAAUCUACCAAUUAAGAUGUUUGUAAUUGUUGUGGAAAACACAGUGUUUGAAUGAUCAUAGCAAGGUUAUCGUAAUAGAUUAGCAUAUUGCUUAAGACUGUUCUACAGUUUAGCAAUUGUGCUGAUCACUAAGUCACACCAAAUCUAAAAAGUAAACACUUUCUGAUUGUCAAUUUUAUGUGCCCACCAAACCACAGUUGAAAAGGUUUGAACAUCAUCUGUUUUUCAUUAUAUUAUUUAUGCGACAACAAAUUAACACAAGUAUGUAUUGUGGGUUAAAUAAUUACCAAAAAACUUGAGCACAAACGAAACCUUCCAAUAACUCCAUUUGUACAAAAACUUUAAUACUGUUCCUAACCUACAUGUACAUGUAAGCAACUUGUGCCAAUAAAAUCAGUUCUAGAAAUGGUAGUUACA
Messenger RNA from Patiria miniata (bat star), 3825 nucleotides. Its product is annotated as F-box/LRR-repeat protein 17-like. NCBI's taxonomy places the organism in Eukaryota, Metazoa, Echinodermata, Asteroidea, Valvatida, Asterinidae. Gene Ontology annotation, cellular component: SCF ubiquitin ligase complex. The record is from RefSeq and is a predicted model, not a curated record. Gene Ontology annotation, biological process: SCF-dependent proteasomal ubiquitin-dependent protein catabolic process. Bases 136 to 2037 code for a protein of 633 amino acids. The transcript has 7 exons. Gene Ontology annotation, molecular function: protein binding.